This is a messenger RNA of Pecten maximus, 5958 nucleotides long. RefSeq names its product SID1 transmembrane family member 1-like. The transcript has 23 exons. The record is from RefSeq and is a predicted model, not a curated record. Gene Ontology annotation, cellular component: membrane. NCBI's taxonomy places the organism in Eukaryota, Metazoa, Mollusca, Bivalvia, Pectinida, Pectinidae. The coding region runs from base 29 to 2545 and encodes 838 amino acids.
UACCAGCUAGCCAAUAUAACUUGUGCCGAUGGGUCGUUGGAUGGAUCUGCAGAUGUCAGAUAUAAGAAUAUGUUUUGGCAUUUAUUGCCUUUUGGUAUUGCAUUUAUCUAUAUAUCAAGUAAAUGGGACCAUUAAGGAUGAUAAAGAGUAUCAUAUAGUGAGCAAAUUUGACAGAGAAUUGGAGAAUAAACUUUAUGACCAGAAGACCGAAGUUAUCGCAGCAAACUUCAGCCAGACUUAUAAGAACAUCACUAAUGUGGAUAGGGAAGUCAUCUUUGAGUAUACAUACCAGGAGAUCAUCAAUGAGACAACAGCUGUUAGAAUUACAGUAUCACUCCCAACUGUCUCCGAAGUCCACAUCAACAACCCUGUUCUGUUUGUGGUGCGGCAACAACAAGGAAUCCUGUCCUGGCGAGUGCCAAUGUACCUGGAAUAUGUUUACACGUAUAACGUGGUCAGUCGUAACCUCUGUCCUGUUGAUGCCAUCCAUCGGAACUCUUCAGCCAGUAACCAGACUGUUUUCGUUGAUGUAUCAACUUUCUCUAAACAGAACACCACAUUUACAAUCUCGGCUGAUUUUGUGACAGAUUUUCACCUCAGCACUGGUGAGAUCAGGAAUGUGAAUGUGACCCCGUCAGAGCCCCAGUAUUUUAUGUACACAUUCCCGGACAAUGUAGACUCGGUGAUUGUACAGGCUAAAUCUGACAGCGACCUCUGUAUGAUAUUCUCAGUGCAAGAUGUCAAGUGUCCUGUGUUUGACCUUGACCGAGAUGUUGAAUUUUCUGGUGUUCACCAAACAAUGACCAAACAAGCUGCCAUCACUGCUGAGAAAUCUCAAUAUGGGCAGAAAUCAUUCUACAUUGUGACCGUACUGAAGCCUUCAGACUAUGACUGUAACGGUAUAGAGACUAUACAAUCACCUGGCUACACUCGCAGGAAACAGCUGACGAUACAGGUGUAUGGAACUAUAAGUGCUAAGAAGUAUUACGUCGGAAUUUUAGGAGCAGUGGGAGUAUUUGUUGGAUUUUACGUGGUAGCCUUCCUGGUCGGAGUCUUAUAUCACGGCUGUCGAAAAAAUUGGGGUGUGUGGGAAUUUGUACUCGAGGAAGAUAUAGAAGAGACAAAUCCUCUCACAGGAAGGGAUCUCUCCGGUCGUCAUGGAUACGGUACUGUAGAACCAGACCCAGAUUCAGAGGAAAGCAGUGCCCAGAGAAAUAAAGAGAUGUACUCAGUUUCCCCGUCUGGGGCCCCACCUUACCACAGGACCCCCUCUGAGGAAGACGUUGACUUCCUAGAUGAUUCCACCAGUGAGAAAAAUGUCAUUCGUACAAAAACUGCACUCUUUGUGUGUGACUUGGCUUUGAAGCCAAAGAAGCGACAGGAGAAAAACUACAAGCUCUUUUGUAGAAACCUCGUAGCUAUUUCUAUUUUCUACGGUCUACCGGUCCUCCAGCUUGUUGUGACAUACCAAAAGGUUUUACACGAGACUGGUGACCAGGAUAUCUGUUACUACAACUUUGACUGUUCCCGGCCCCUCGGGGUACUUAGUGCCUUCAACAAUGUAUUCAGUAACAUUGGCUACAUCAUGCUUGGGUGUCUGUUCCUAUUACUGGUGUGGAGGAGAGAUUUGGUUUAUAAAAAGGCAGUAGAGAGAAACCCUAUGGUAGAAACAAAAUAUGGCCUUCCACAACACAAUGGUUUACUGUACGCGAUGGGGCUGGCACUGUGUAUGGAAGGCGUGAUGAGUGCCUGCUACCAUGUCUGUCCCAACUACUCUAACUUCCAGUUUGACACCUCGUUCAUGUACAUCAUCGCCUGUCUGUGUGUGCUGCGGAUUUAUCAGAGUAGACAUCCAGAUAUCAGCGCCAAGGCCCACACUUCCUACCUCGUAAUGGCGUUUGUCAUUUUCAUAGCUGUUGUUGGUGUGGUAUAUGGUACAAGUAUUUUCUGGAUCCUGUUCGCACUUGUUGACAUGCUUGCCUCACUUCUCCUCAGUGUCUAUAUCUACUACAUGGGUCGUUUUAAACUGAACACAGGGAUCAUUACAAAGUUGUACUUAUCCAUACGGUACGAGUGUGGCCAUUGUACUACACCAAUGUAUAAGGACAGACUUAUAAUACUCUUUAUAGGGAAUGUACUGAAUUGGAGUUUUGCCAUAUAUGGAGCCGUGAAUAAACCCUCCGACUUUGCCAGCUACUUGUUAGGGAUAUUUAUAGUAAACCUUCUUCUCUAUUGUCUCUUCUACAUUAUAAUGAAGUUGAGAUAUAAGGAGAAGAUUCACCCUAUAGCAGUCAUGUGUAUCCUAACAGCAGCAGUAGUGUGGGCCUUUGCUCUCUACUUUUUCUUCGCUCAUCUAACAUCCUGGCAGCUGACUCCAUCAAAGUCUAGGGAAGGUAACAAAGGCUGUAUGUUGCUGGAUUUCUAUGAUGCACACGAUGUCUGGCAUUUCUUGUCGGCCAUCGCCAUGUUUUUGUCAUUUUUGGUCCUUUUGACCUUGGAUGAUGACCUGUUCUCCACACGCAGGGACAGAAUCACAGUAUUCUGAAGAUAUCCCAAUAACAACUGAUGAUGAUGUCAUCGAUUGACAAAGUGAUAGACAUUCUCUGAUAAUACAGUAUUACUCCUGCUGUGUCAUAUGUCAUAAUAUCGGCAUUUAAAAAAGUCGUAACAACUGUAUAAUAUUUGAAUAUGCCUACAAAAUAGUUGAUAUAAAGUGUUUAUUUUGUGACGAAUGUUGAUAUGAACAAAAAAAUCUACAUUGAAUGAUGACAUUAAAGUCUUUCUACAGAAGUCAAUGCCCCAGAAAAUGUAUAUAAAUAAUGAUGUAUUAAACUGAAUUUCCAAUAAUGCAAACUCAUUUUAAUCCAGAAUAAAGUAUUUAUCUCCCAAAUAAUAAAUAUGCUGUAUGAAGGUCUAAACUAGUCAAGCAUUUAUCCCACAGGACAACUCUAGUAAGCUCUAUAACACUGUGGGUGUGUGAGAAAAUGUGGUUUACCAUAUAUGGUACUUUUGAAUUAAAUCACUUCCUACCAUAGUUCUUGUUUGACAACCCUGAGUCCUUGAACUGGGUAGAUAUUUUACUGUCCAGGAGUAUCACUAAUGAUAAAUAAUAUUAAUAUAAAACAGUGAGAGUGCCUAAACUGAAUUCCUGCUGUACAUGCUUAAGUUGGUAAAACCUCAAAGUACUGUAAAACAUAUUCUUCAUAAUGCAUAUACUAUUUACCUUGUUACUGUUUGAAUUGUGUUAUUGGACAUGUGGACAUUACUUAGAGAUUUUUUUAUUUGAAGGAUUUUUGUAUAUGUCUGACUUGAUGUAUGAUCCUUAGAUGUGCUUUUCAGAUCAUUCCAAAUACAAAAUGUUGUUGAGCAUUUUUGCAGUAAAUAUUGUGUCUGACAGAGGAUAUAUAUUGAUGAAAAUGCGUUUAUAAUUACAUUGAAUUUCAAAUAUGUUUAAAGACUUCAUAAAAUUUAAUUUUGGAAAACAUUUUUAUUUACAACGCAUUUCAGAUGCAUUUGCAUGAGUGAAUAUGUAUUUUGUUUAUUUGAAUGUUAAAUACAUUUGGAUAUGUAUAUACAUUGUGUUUCAAUUUCAUGAUACAUUUGUAUAUUUGAUGUUCAAACACAUUUUGUAUUCUUGAAUAAAAUUAGAAUACAUUUGAAUGUUUGAUUUUAAAAAUGCACUGUAUACGUAUAUUUGAAUAUGGAAUACAUUUAUUUUAUAUAUUGAGAUUUAGAACGCAUUUGUAUAUUUCAAUAUAUCAUACAUUUAAUUUCGUACGUUUGGAUUUUUGAUGCAUAUUCAUGCGAUAUUAAGCUAUAUUGAUAUAAAUUCUUUAUUACAAUUUUUACCAGUGAAAAAUAUCACAUUUUCUUAUUUGACCGAUCAGAACACUGCUAACAAACUAUAAUGGGAGAAAAAAUAGCUAACCUGUAUAUUUUGGUAUAAAAAUGUAGUAAAAAAUAUUUACCAGAAUCUCCAUUAUGGCAUUAAUUCCAGAUAUAUUUCACUCGUGUGCCUAAUAUUGCGCACUGGUAAAAACAUCUGUAUUAGCCCCACCUGAGAGAUAUAUCUGAAAGUACUGAAGACACUGUUAAAUAUCCUCUAUGUAUACAGUACAUGUCUCACUUUACGUCUAAGUACUGUAAAACUUUAAGGAAACUCAAGUAUGGAAAUAAUAUCUAUAUAAUGUACUGUACAUUCCAAUGUUGUCUAUUUUUGUUGUACGCAAAGUAUCUGUGAUAUAUAUAUGUGUUCACUUGGCCAAAAGAAGUUUAUUGCUUAAAAUAUUUAACUGUAUAUUUACAAUAUUUCGUGGUACUAAUAUUUCACAGUUGCCCCUGUUAAUCAAGUACUACAUUGAAACGAGACCGGAACAAAUAUGGGGAUGAUAUUUGAUAUAAAUGAUCAUAUUUCAUGUUAUUUUCAUCACUGCGGUUCAUAUUUGGGGGCAUAUAUUUAUCCACAUAAAUAUUAUUUGCAAAAUAAACAACUGAUAUACAACCCUAUAAUAUGUAUUUUUUCGCUAAACAUGCAUAUGGAAGUUAGUUAUCUCUUUUUCUCUUCAAAUCCUUUAUGGAUCUCUCAGAUUUCAUGUUAACAGAAAAAGAGGAAAAAUGAGAAAAUUAGGAGAAACGAUUUGAUAAUUUGAUUCAAUAUUUGGCGCCAAGGACCUCUAGUCCGACCAAUUGCUACAGUCAUUGGAUGAUUCAUAAGAGGUGACUAAAUUUGGGAUCUUACGGUUUAUCAUUCUAAACAACUUUCUUCUUCAUUACGUCUCGUUUUGGGUUGUGUCUCCUGACCGAGACAUACCAGAGUCUAUAAACCCCUGCACAGUACUCAGCAUUUUGGCAGUGGUCUUUCGUUGUCAUUAUGAUAUGAUCAGGUGGUGUGUCCUGCUCGGUGUCUCCGCCGGAAUGCUUCAAUUGCACUAGAAAGUCGUCGCUGUCACAAGUUAACAAACACGAACAUUCCACGGCAUCCCACAAAACAAUUGCACUCAAAAUGUACUCAAAAUGGACAUGCAUCCCGUACGCAGGGGAGACCAUACUUAUUAGCUGCGAUAACGUACCUCAGGACGACGGACGGACAAUUUCUGACAGAUGGUCGUCGUCACGAGAUCAGUGUAGGCAGGGUAUGAAUAUCCGUUCUACAUACUUAUAUGAUCUAAGCUGUUGAUAGGACGCUACAAAAUACUAACCUAAGGGUAGUCAAAUGCUAGUAACAUCGUAAACGAUAAGGAAGCUUAUUUGGGGAUAUAGUACAUUACCAUUGACUUGACUUAUGUCUCUGGUUCCGCUCGGGAACAAAGGGUCACAACAGUACUCCUCCAACUGACACGGUUUAGAGAGACCCUCUUCAGCUCGGCCCAUGUCAUACUGGCUGCCUUCAUUUCCGCGUCUGUGCUCCUUCGCCAAAUCUGCGUGGGUCUGCAAACUUUCCUUCUUCCUUGGGGGUUCCAGUCCAAUGCUUGCCGAGUGACGUUUGCUAUAUUACCAUUAGUAAGGAUAUAUUGAGGUGCAGUAUGACGGAGAAAGAUAUAUACUAUUUUAAUAAUAUUUUCCAAUUACGAUGUGGAUUUCUGAAUUGUAUUGUUUUCUAUGUUGAAAUGUUGUGGAAUUUUAUAAUCAUAAUAAAAAAACUUCUAAACCAUCGCAACAGUUAAAGUGUUUCCUAUGUAUAGUGAUAAUGCAGAAUAAUCCUUUCACAAUAAAAAGGUAGAUCUACUGGGUUUUUUGGGGUUUUUUUGUAAUCUAUAUUUUAUGAUUUGUCUUUAUCCUUGUGUAAUUGCAUGCUAUGUACCUUAGAUCAGAAUGUACGCCUCCGCUUAAAUUGAGAUUACAAUUAUUAACUUUCAAAAUUUCAGCUUUAAAACGAAAAGCAUACAUACUUUAUAUAUUUUAUCAGUAUACUUCAAGGUAUGAAGGCGGCCAUUUUGAAAUAAAUGACUUUUGAAUCAG